Pseudomassariella vexata is the source of this 1032-nucleotide messenger RNA. RefSeq lists its product as uncharacterized. The transcript has a single exon. The coding region runs from base 1 to 1032 and encodes 343 amino acids. The record is from RefSeq and is a predicted model, not a curated record. Lineage: Eukaryota; Fungi; Ascomycota; Sordariomycetes; Amphisphaeriales; Pseudomassariaceae.
AUGACGGAGCCAUCCUCACCCAAGGCAACACCAAAGCGAAAGCGGGAUGACCUCAUAAUUGAACAAAAGCUGUCAUCUUCCGCUCCUGUGCCCAACGUUCCCUACCUGACAAAGACAGUGUUCACCUUCGAGCCGCCAGAUUACCAAUCGCUCGAGGAUGGCAACAGCAGCCCGCGAACCAAAGUGGCCAACAAGUUUCGCGAUCUGGCUUUGGAUGGGAACGGCCAAAGUGGGGGCGGGGUAGGCACGACGACGCAUGGCCGCGUUAGCGACAAGCGCGGUAUCGAUAUGAGACACCCCAAAUUCUUGCCAGAGCCGCUCGUCUUCGAUUUCGAUGGCGCUGGGGAUAGUGGACAAGAAGACAAAGUGGACAUGGACAUAGACAUGGACAUUCACAAUGUCGGAGACGCCGCGCGCAAGCGAAUGAAGUUGCCCGACAUGGAGCCCGCGACCGCCCCUGGCAGGCACGGAGAGAGCAGCGCCGAAGCCGCGGGGCCGGUCCAAAUCGGUGCCAAUGGAAGACUAUUACUAGAAACAGCCAUUGACCCUAUCAUGUUGAAGACGCGUAAGGAUGGAGAGGGCGGCAAGCUGCAGAAGUCGUACCCUUCCAUUAAUCGACUCGCAGACUCCAAGUCACGAAGACCAAGACGAACUGGCACACCGCCCCUGAAUGCGAGACGAAAGACGACGGAGACGGUAGAGGAAGAGCCUGUCAUAGUCGACCCUGUGCGCGCGGCACUUACCUGGCACGAGGAUGAGAUCACAGUCUACGAUUCGGAAGACAAAGACGACGAUGGAACGGGGUUGAAUGGCAUAGGCUUCAAGCCCACUCCGGCAGUUGCCUAUGCACGAGCCCAGAAGCGGCGACAGCAGCUAUCCGACUACAGAAAGCGCGAGGAGAGUGAGGCUAGAGCCCGCAGAAACCAGCGACGUAGGGAGGCGCUGGGCGAGCCGCCUGGACUUGAAAGGAAGCACUCCAUGGUGAAGGUGCACUUUUCGGAGGCGGAACCGAGUGCCAUGGUUACAACAUGA